Molecule: messenger RNA, 1433 nt
Organism: Poecile atricapillus (Black-capped chickadee)
Lineage: Eukaryota; Metazoa; Chordata; Aves; Passeriformes; Paridae
Gene: HRAS
Product: HRas proto-oncogene, GTPase
Exons: 8
Coding region: 565-1134 (189 amino acids)
Biological process (GO): Ras protein signal transduction
Cellular component (GO): plasma membrane
Molecular function (GO): GTP binding; GDP binding; GTPase activity
Source: RefSeq, a predicted model, not a curated record
GGCGGGAGGGCGGGGCGCGGGCUGGGCGUGUGCCGCGGCCGCCGGCGGGGCGCGCUCCCGCUCCGCUCCCGCUCUCCCCGCACGCACAUUGUCCGGGCGCGGCGGCGGCACAGCGCCCCGGCGCCCCGUGCCAAUGCGGGGCGGGCGCGGCACGCCGGGGGCGCCUCCACCACCGCGGUGGAAACUUCCCCUCGCCGCCGGGCCGACGCGCGGCUGAAGCCCCCGGCGGGGAGGAGCGGAGCGGGGUUUCGCCCGCCUGGGGGGGCGCCUCGCCUAGUUUGGUUUUUCCUACGUUGGAAGGGCAAAAGCGAAUAAUACUCUUGCCCGGGUUUAAACUUCCGCGCUCCGCUCUCCAGGACCCGCAUCCCGCCCGGCGGGGUGGACGAGCCGGGGGACUUGAACCAUUCCCAGACGAGAGGACCCUAUUUCUCUGUGGGAGCUCAUUAGCCAUCCAGAGGCUCUUUCCUGGCUGCCAGAACAGAGGCACAUUGGACUCUGAGGGGAAGCAGUGUCACUUUCAGGUGGUGGUGCUCCUGGAGGUCCUGAGCUGGGGUCAGCUGGAAGAUGACCGAGUACAAGCUGGUGGUGGUGGGAGCAGGUGGUGUUGGGAAGAGUGCUUUGACAAUACAGCUCAUUCAGAACCAUUUUGUUGAUGAGUAUGACCCCACAAUAGAGGAUUCCUACAGAAAGCAAGUAGUCAUCGAUGGAGAGACCUGUUUGUUAGACAUCUUGGACACUGCAGGGCAGGAGGAGUACAGUGCCAUGAGAGACCAGUACAUGAGAACGGGGGAAGGAUUCCUGUGUGUCUUUGCCAUCAACAACACCAAGUCCUUUGAAGAUAUUCACCAGUACAGGGAGCAGAUCAAGAGGGUGAAAGACUCAGAUGAUGUUCCCAUGGUGCUGGUGGGGAAUAAAUGUGACCUCCCUGCACGGACAGUGGAGACCCGGCAAGCGCAGGACCUGGCCCGGAGCUACGGGAUCCCCUACAUAGAAACAUCUGCCAAAACCAGACAGGGCGUUGAGGAUGCCUUCUACACCUUGGUGCGGGAGAUCCGGCAGCAUAAGCUGCGCAAGCUGAAUCCCCCAGAUGAGAGCGGCCCUGGCUGCAUGAACUGUAAAUGUGUGGUAUCGUGACUAUGCUGUCUGGACCGUGUCUUGGCAAGGUUCCCACCGUGCAGUGCUCAAGGAAAAAGGUGAAGCAAAGGAAGAAGCAAAUGGAUUCAGAGGAGUAUGGGGGGGAGAGGAGGAGGAAGAGGAAGAGGACAGGGGGAGCAUGACUCCAAGGACUAUCUCGCACUUCACCCAAGCCUGCGGCAAACAACUUCUUUUUUUUUUUAUCCCCAUCCCCUCAUCCUUUGGCUCCUCUCACCCCGGCAACUGUACAAAGCCACAGAUUGAAUCACAGUAAAUUAUUAUUUGAUCGUCUCAACAAA